This is a messenger RNA of Populus nigra (black poplar), 892 nucleotides long. RefSeq names its product photosynthetic NDH subunit of lumenal location 3, chloroplastic. Bases 84 to 794 code for a protein of 236 amino acids. NCBI's taxonomy places the organism in Eukaryota, Viridiplantae, Streptophyta, Magnoliopsida, Malpighiales, Salicaceae. The record is from RefSeq and is a predicted model, not a curated record. Gene Ontology annotation, cellular component: chloroplast; photosystem II; photosystem II oxygen evolving complex. The transcript has 3 exons. Gene Ontology annotation, biological process: photosynthesis; photosynthetic electron transport chain. Gene Ontology annotation, molecular function: calcium ion binding.
AUACUUCCUGGAAUGGAUAAAACACAAAACCUAACAAAGAACUCAAUACAGUUGCUCAGAGCUGCCACUCUUCACACUACAGAAUGGCUCAUUUAACAAACUUAAAUGGAGUCACUGAGACCCUGCCAGCCAUACCAAAACUUGUCAACGUGCAGAAACAUCAAAGAAGGAUGAAAAUAACUGGAUUGCUAGGCAAGAAGCCGGUUAAUCUUCAAGAGAAUUCAUUUCAAACUACAAGAAGACUAGCUUUAGGCCUUGCUUCAAUAGCUCUCAUUGGAAAUCCCAGUACUGGUGUCUCUCUCGCGGAGGAUAAUUGGUGGGCUCGUGAUAUCCCCUUGCCCGUGCCUUCUGUGGAGAACAAACUUGCAAAUGAGGAGACAGGCACACGUUCUUUUCUGAAGAAGGGAAUUUAUAUGGCAAAUGUUGGAUUGGAAGGUAGCGCACGUAGGGUAAAGAGAUAUGCAUUUGAUCUCUUAGCUCUGGAGGAUUUGAUAGGACCAGACACCCUGAAUUAUGUCAGGAAGUACUUGAGAAUCAAGUCCACCUUCAUGUACUAUGAUUUGGACAAGAUUAUCUCUGCAGUUCCUGUAGAUGACAAGCAACCUCUUACUGAUCUGGCUAACAGAUUGUUUGACAACUUUGAAAAGCUUGAAGAUGCAUCAAGGAGGAAAAACCUGCCUGAUACAAAAUCAAGUUAUCGAGACACAAAAGCACUUUUGCAAGAGGUCAUGCAAAAGAAUCCAAUUGAUCUGAAGAGUAAAUUUACCUAUUACCCGGAUGGACUUCAAAGCUAGUUGCGCCUUACGGGUGAUGAAGACAAUAUAUUCACAUUACAAUGUACUUUCUAUUUAUUCUUAAUUUGCAAUUUAGCCUUCCCACUUACAUUUCAAAA